This is a messenger RNA of Myotis brandtii (Brandt's bat), 947 nucleotides long. It is a transcript of the gene DPY30, whose product is annotated as dpy-30 histone methyltransferase complex regulatory subunit. Gene Ontology annotation, cellular component: Set1C/COMPASS complex. The transcript has 5 exons. Bases 377 to 676 code for a protein of 99 amino acids. NCBI's taxonomy places the organism in Eukaryota, Metazoa, Chordata, Mammalia, Chiroptera, Vespertilionidae. The record is from RefSeq and is a predicted model, not a curated record.
CUACCCAGCAAGUGGUUUCGGUUCCGCGAGGAAAAGCUCGGGCAGAAGCUUUCUGGCAGCACCGAAGGCUGGCCAGGCGGAGCUCCUGCCCGCGGGGCUGGUGGGUGGGUCUGCAGGUGGGGCGGCCGGGCAGGCUGCGCCCCGGAGGCCAGACCUUGCCUAGGACACUCGGAACGCAAGGUAGACCCGGGAGCGGGAAGGCAGCUUCCUGGCCCCAGGCCCGCUGGGGAGUUCUGCGCAAGCGCGUUAGUCGUGCGACAACCGUCACUUACGGCCGAAACGGUUUGUGCGGGGAGUUGGCGGCGCGCUGCAGCUCUUAGGGACGGACGGCUCGGGCGCGGGACUGGUAUCCGGGGACUGACUCGCAGGGUCCGCCAUGGAGCCAGAGCAGAUGCUGGAGGGACAGACGCAGGUUGCAGAAAAUCCUCACUCCGAGUACGGUCUCACAGAUAACGUCGAGAGGAUAGUAGAAAAUGAGAAGAUUAAUGCAGAAAAGUCAUCAAAACAGAAAGUGGAUCUACAGUCUUUGCCAACUCGUGCCUACCUGGAUCAGACAGUUGUGCCUAUCUUAUUACAGGGGCUUGCUGUGCUUGCAAAGGAAAGACCACCAAAUCCCAUUGAAUUUCUAGCAUCAUAUCUUUUAAAAAACAAGGCACAGUUUGAAGAUCGAAACUGAUUGGGAAGAACAGAAAAAUUUGGUUUCUACUAUAGAUUUACAUGAUUAAGAGGCAGCUUUAAUUGCCAUGAUUUCCCCCCACCCCUUUUUGGAAGUAUAAGAACCUUCAGGACAACAACUUGUUCUUGGAGUUGCAGAAGAAAACAUAUUUCCCUUAUUUUGAUUUAAUCACCAUACUUAUAUUUAAAGAGUGUAUUAUGUGCAAUUUUUUUCUCAGAUUGUCUUUAACUUUGUUUUUAAAAUGACCUUCAAAAUAAACUGUUAAAUGUCA